Messenger RNA from Entrophospora candida, 2847 nucleotides. The record is from the annotation of a GenBank genome assembly. Lineage: Eukaryota; Fungi; Glomeromycota; Glomeromycetes; Entrophosporales; Entrophosporaceae.
AUGACAAAUCCGGAAGAAAGCACUAGUAAUGCUAGUAAUGCUUCAACUUCACAAAAUGCUUAUAAUGGAUCUUGGUUUGAUGAUACAGUUAAAGAAGAAGACUCUCAAACUUUCAAUUUGAAACAAAAAUACAAAGAAUUAUUGGAAAAAACUGGAGUUCGUGAUUUUUCUUCUUUAUCAGUUGUUUCAUUUCUUGGUUUGUCACAGAAUGAAACAACAACAAAUGUUAGUUCAGUUGCUAAUGCCAUUAUUGAAAAGAACGUUUUUGGUCAGAAUAAAUGUAUUGAUAAUCAGUGCAAGUAUCAUCCUAAUAAAGCAACUCUUCUUAUACAAAAUGGAAAAAAUAGUGGAUUAUGGAUGUAUUGUGAUCUAACAAAAAAUACCGUUUAUCUAUUGAUCGAUUCAAUUAAUGAAUCUGAGACACUUUUGACACUUUUGGAAGAAGUAAGACCCAUUAUAAAUAAUGAGCGAGAUUUUCAAAACUGGAUGUUGAAACAUGAACAUAAUUAUUAUCAAAUGCUUAUUUAUAUGUUUAUGUUAUCUCAUGUGGUGGCGUUAGAAAUACCAUCUUCGUAUGGUGCAAUUAUGUCUCCUGGUAGAUGUGUUCCUUUCCUUAUCUUUUUAUUUCAAGAGGUAAAUAAUCAAUUUCAAAACCCCAAUAAAUCAGAAAACAACUUUGACAGAACAAUCCCUGGUAAUAUUAAAAGGAUUAAAGAAGCUUUACAAUCACGUAUUCGUUAUUUAUUUCGUACAUGUCAUCUUGUCCAAACCAGUGAUUUACAUGCUACUUUUGAUAGUCGACAACUUUUCACACUUCCACCUCCUUCAUCCCAAUUCUUUGUUCAUUUAAUUACUCGUGGAUCUACCGGAAAUUUUCUUUCUCCAAAUCCUUCCUUGGCUUUAUUAACAAACAUCAAAUCAACAACUUUUCAAGAAAAUACCAAUACCACCACUACCACAUUGAGCAUUGAUGCAUUAAUUAAAAGACGAAAGGCAGAAUCAAGGAGUGCUGAAAAUUUUGAAAUUAAAUUAUUAAAAGACUUUGCUCUUGGCUGGUUCAAGUGGUCAGUUACUGGUUACCCAAGAAGUUUUGUGAAACGCGGACUUACGUUUAGUGAGCUUCCUAAUGGAAAACAGUGGAUAUCUGGUUGUAUAGCUUUAAAAGAAUUGUUAUUUGGUGAUUUUGGAAAAGAAAUUUUGGAGAAGAAAAGUUUUAAUUUGAUAGAUGAUGUUAUAAAACGUCGUUUACAAGAUUGUUUACAAAUUAAUGAUAGAUUUUCUGCAAAUCAUUGUGCUCAGGCUUUAAGAAAAGCUAUUGAUAUCUAUUUAUUAGAAUCGCCUACUUAUUAUCCUCAAAAAUAUCAUAAAAUGAAGUUGGAGCAUGCGAUGCAAUUUUAUUUAGCUUCCGCUCGUGGACCCUGUAUACAAGAAUAUGCUCAAAAGUUACAAAUUGAAUGCCAAAAUAUUUGGGAACGCGGUAGACAAAAAUGUGAAAAAAAGAGUCUUUCUGGACAUGAAUGCGUAUUAGGAGCAAAUCAUUAUGUUGAUAGUGAUAAAAAACAUAGAAGUGCAUUUCAGGCUUUACAAGCUUGUAAUUGUGGUAGAAGUAGAAGAGAUAGAGAGGAUCCUUUUGAUUUAUUGAAAGCAAAUAAAUUAUUUUUUGAAUUUCCUGGAUGUUGUAAAUCAAAUGGGAAUGGUUGCUUCAUACUACCUCAAGUAACUAACUCCACCAUCAUUUCUUCUAUGUGGUCAAUUAUUCGUUUAGGAUCAGGAUCAAUGUACAAACCAAGCGCUGGACUUGAUAAUUGGGAUGGAUUUGUUACAAAUGCAAAUUUUCUUUUGCCAUUCGACAUUCCUCUAAUUGUCAAUCGACCUCAAUUUGUACAAGAGGAAUUGUUUAGGAUCAAGGAUGCUAAUGGAUGGUCAAUGAAUGUUGCAGGAUGUGAUUGGACCAAGUUAAAAAAAAUUAAGAAUAAAGAAGAAAAGUUGGUUAAUCCUACUACAAGAAAAGGGCUUAAAUAUAAAAUGAAAUCAGACGAGAUUAAGAUUGAUGGUGGGUCAAUUUGGUCAGCUUUUAAUAAUAAUAAUGAAAAUCUACCAAAAUGGACUUCCACAUCAUCAUCGUCAUCAAUAUUUAACCUGAAUGAUUGUCUAAAGUUUGUUCGUUAUGCACAACUUAACUCAAUCGAAUUUGUCGAGCAUCAGCCGAUAAACACUGCCGCCACCACAUCUGAUAGUAAGGAGAAACGUGCUGCUAAACGUGCUGCUAAAAUUAAUCAAAAGAAGGAACGUGAUAAACCAUCACCAUUAUCAUUAACUCAAAAAGAAAUAACAGCACCAGUAGCUUCAAGUUCUUCCUCUUCGUUAAAAAGUGAUAAUUUAGCUUUAAAAGGUUAUGUUGGCAUAGAGUAUGAGUGCCCUCUUGGUCAUAGAUUUAUGAGUUGUGGAGAUCGACAAAUUUAUAAAUUAGGACACUCUAGUCAUAUUAAGCGUGUAAUUAUUGUCACACCUGAUUCUUCUUUAUCACUUACUUUAAAGCCCAUGAUUAAGAGCACUUUAAAUAAACAAGAAGUAGUAUCACCAUUAUUUGAUAAAGAUGAAUAUGAGCAAUCAUUCAAAGGAAUCUUAUUACCAAAAAAUAGUUUAAUAGUAUUACGUUUACCUUAUAUUCAUUAUAAUCAAUCAGGUGAACCAAUUUAUAAAGAACAAGUUAUUAUUAAUAGUAACAGCAACAACAUCAACAAUUCAUCUUUGACAAAUUUAUAUUUAGAAAAAGGAUUUCUUUUUGUUGAUUUGCCAAAUCCAAAUUUAUUAUCAGGUAAAGAUGAAACAUCAAGUAUUACAUAA